Molecule: messenger RNA, 4659 nt
Organism: Gopherus evgoodei (Goodes thornscrub tortoise)
Lineage: Eukaryota; Metazoa; Chordata; Testudines; Testudinidae
Gene: PLD3
Product: phospholipase D family member 3
Exons: 12
Coding region: 1772-3253 (493 amino acids)
Molecular function (GO): catalytic activity
Source: RefSeq, a predicted model, not a curated record
AGGGCGCGUUAUGGACGAAUGGUACGGCGGGUCAGUGAGUUGCUGGCAAGGGGAGCCGGGGGCCGGGAGGGCGCGUUCGGGAUGGUGGGUCGGUGAGGUAUCGGCGAGGGGAGCCAGGGGCCAGGAGGGCGCGUUAUGGACGAAUGGUACGGCGGGUCAGUGAGUUGCUGGCGAGGGGAGCCGGGGGCCGGGAGGGCGCGUUCGGGAUGGCGGGUCGGUGAGGUACCGGCGAGGGGAGCCGGGGGCCAGGAGGGCGCAUUAGGGACAAAUGGUACGGCGGGUCAGUGAGUUGCUGGCGAGGGGAGCCGGGGGCCAGGAGGGCGCGUUAUGGACGAAUGGUACGGCGGGUCAGUGAGGUGCUGGCAAGGGGAGCCGGGGGCUGGGAGGGAGCGUUCGGGACGGCGGGUCAGUGAGGUGCUGGCGAGGGGAGCCGGGGGCCAGGAGGGCGCGUUCGGGACGGCGGGUUGGUGAGGUGCCGGCAAGGGGAGCCGGGGGCCAGGAGGGCACGUUAGGGACAGCUGUACAGCGGGUCGGUGAGGUGCCAGGCUGUCCCUCUCAAUGGUUCUGUAGGAAGUUUUGCACAAAAACAGGUUCAGCAGGAUCUAAAGUGCCAUUCUGCAGGCCAAGUCCCCUCCAGGCCUACCGGGAACAGGCACCAGGGAAGGGCGCCAGGCUCUGCAUUUGCCAGGCUCCAAAGGCCUUUGCAUGGGGCUCCCAUGGCCUUACGCUCAAAGGCUGCCUUUGCCAGCCUCCGCGGCUCUCCUGGGCUCCCCUGGACAGGCAGCAUGGUGGUGGGGUCCACCGAUGAAGAACGGGGGUAGCAGGGAGGAAGAUGAAGAGCUGUUUUAGCCAUGCGGAGCUUGAUCUGACAGCUGGACCUCCCUGAGGAGACGUCACAGAGACAGGCUGAGAUUUCAGUUUGGACAGAAGGUGAGAGGUAAGUCAAGGAGACAGUAGCUGAACUGAUGUGUGUAGAUGAGAUGGCCCAGAGAUAAGGUGUAAAGGGAGAAGAAACAGAAACCCAAGACAGAGCUCUGUGGAAACCCCACAGGAUCCUUUGAAGGACACCCUGAAAGAGCAAUUCAAGAGGGGACAGAGUCUCGGGAAAUCUUAUCCUCCCUUGGCUUCAGAAGAGCAGGGCUGAUGGCGUGAAAGGCGAGGACCACGAGGAUGGAGCACUGGGUCUGAGCUGGGCUAGUAAGGGCUCAUUAGAGACUUUGCAUGGGGUUGGGGAAUGUCCUUCCUGACCUCUGCAGGCGAGCGGUCACAGCCCUGAAUGUGCUAACUGACCCUCCUGCAGCGAAACUUCCUUCUUUUGGAUUGCCCAAGACACAUGACAGCCUCCCCCGUGCCUGGUGGCUCCAGCCUUGUGACCCACAACACUUGCCCUUGUGAAAUCCAGCCCAGAAGCCAGUGUCCCCAUCCCCCACCCCAGCAAGGAGGCCUGGGGCAGGGAGGGCGAUGCCCGGGAGUGAAUUCAGCACCGUGCAAUUCAUGGCACAGCGACUGCGUCCGCAGUGGAACCAGAGAGAUGGGGGAGGCGCUCAGCAGGCAUGUACUGCACCCCCGUUGCAGCUGUGAGAGCGCUGCGCUGCAUGAGUGGCUGGGCCAGAAACCCCCAUCCUGCUGCUUACGCUGGGUGUGCUGAGGAAAGAAGAACCCGGAGAGAGGCAGCCGGGAGAGAAGGGGCCGCGAACUAGCGAGAGAAGCAGUUUGCUGGUUCGUUCUCCUGCUGUGUAACUCAACACUGGGCCUACGAGGUUCUGGAAAAAUGAAGCCCUCUGUAACCCCCAAUAAGCUGAACGCUCUAGAGAGCCAGGAAGAGCUCCUGCUGCCUGGGCAGCCGAACCGGCUUUCCCAGAAGUAUCCCCGCCGUGCCCUGCUGGCUGUGAUCCUGGUGGGCGUGCUCUUGGCCGGGAUUCUCACUCAUCUCUUAGUUUUUCUGUUCAGUUCCCCUUUGGGAAGAGGGAAAGUGGGGCAGGAUCCAGACAACACGUGUAGUGACCCUUGCAGGAUUGUGCUGGUGGAAAGCAUCCCCGAGGGAAUGGUGUAUGAAGACAACAGCACAGUGAACCCGUCCACUUUUCAGGCCUGGAGGAGCCUGCUCGGAGGUGCUAGGAACAGCUUGGACAUCGCAUCUUUCUAUUGGACCCUGACAAACGAUGACACACACACUCAGGAAGCCACAGCUGACCAAGGUGAAGAAAUCCUGGCAGAACUGCUGCAGUUACCCCAGCGAGGUGUCUCGCUGAGAAUCGCAGUCAGCAGCCCAUCCUCAAAGCAGCCCCUGGAUGACCUGCAAGCACUGGAGCAGAGCGGGGCUGCUGUCCGCAAAGUCAACAUGCGCAGGCUGACUGAUGGGGUGCUGCACACCAAGUUCUGGAUCAUUGACAAGACCCACAUCUAUCUUGGCAGCGCUAACAUGGACUGGCGCUCCCUGACCCAGGUGAAGGAGCUGGGCGUGGCUGUCUACAAUUGCAGCUGCUUGGCCAAGGACUUAGGGAAGAUGUUUGAAGCCUAUUGGGUUCUGGGAGUGCCAGAUGCCUCCAUUCCAUCGCCCUGGCCAGCCAAUUACUCCACCACGUACAACAAGGAGACGCCUCUGGAGGUGCAGCUGAACGGGACAGAUGCCGAUGUGUACCUUUCUAGCUCCCCGCCAGCCUUGUGUGCCGAGGGACGGACGGAGGACCUCCAUGCACUGCUCAGUGUCAUCGACAAUGCCAGCCAGUUCGUGCACAUCGCCGUGAUGAGCUACCUGCCAACCAUGGAGUUCUCGCACCCAAGGAGGUAUUGGCCAACUAUUGACAAUCAUCUCAGGAAAGCAGCCUACGAAAGGCAAGUCCACAUUCGACUGCUGAUUAGCUGCUGGGAGCACUCCAAGCCAGCCAUGUUUCCUUUCCUGAAAUCUCUGGCUGCCAUGCAGGACAAUAGGACGCACUACAGUGUGGAAGUGAGGCUCUUCACCAUUCCAGUCAAUGAGACACAAGCCGAGAUCCCCUACGCAAGAGUCAACCACAAUAAGUACAUGGUCACCGACAAGGUGGCCUAUAUUGGUACCUCCAACUGGUCAGGAGACUAUUUUGUCAGAACAGCAGGAUCUGCGCUUGUGGUAAACCAGAGUGACACGAAUGCCCAGGGCGAGCUCUCAGUGCGGGAACAACUCCAGGCUGUGUUCGAACGGGACUGGAACUCCCAAUACAGCAGCGACAUCAGCACCUUGGGCCAGUGGGAAGACAUCUGCAGAGGUUACUAGGAGGCUACGCCACUGAGGACUGACGGAAGGAAAUCCUGGCAUCAUAGAACAAGCUGGCUACAGCAUGUCAAGGAUACACAUCAGGGCGGCAUGGCUACCCCAGCACUGCAAACAUGGUGGGGUUGACAUGUCCCUUCUAGGGCCUGAAAAAUCCGGUGUCACCUGGUUUCUUGUUAGCCCCUUUGGUUUCUCUGCAAUGGCAUUAGUCAUUUUUUGAGCCCUGUCUCUCUCUGGAUCACAAGGACACCCCAUCUUCAAACACUAACAGCUGAGCCAGGCCAGGGAGAGUUCAUCCUUUUUUCUACCACAUCCCCGCUGCUGCUUUCCCUCUAUGCUGAACUGAGCAGGACUUUCAUGUGUAGGCCAGUGGAAUGAGCUUCCAUAGCGUCUGAUAUGUAAUUGUCCAGAUCCCCAUCAAAGGGUUUGUAUACAGGUGCCAGGAGAUGGGAGGUGCUAGAAAAGUCUAAUUUGUGUCUUUAUUUUCAAUCCAUUCGGAAGGAAGAUACAGCGAGUUACACAGGGGGGGCUAUACAAAGAACAUAUACACGGACACAGGACGGAAUUCAUCAACGUUCAGAGGGACAAGGCAUGGCCAGGGAACCAUUGAUGUCCUACUGCAGCCCUAGUUUAAAUACUUAUGCAGUAACUGAACCGAUGCCUAGGUCUUGUGCUGCCCCUCUGCCCGGGGGUGAAUUUCACCAAUGGAUCAUUUACUCUCCAUGAAUUGAUACGAUCUUCCGAAAAUUCACUCCAAGGCUGGGACCUGUAGCAGGUCUCGCAAGGAACAAGGGAAGCAUUAACUCAGUAGCUGAAAACUUGAGGAGAACAGCAAAUAGGUUUGAAUAAAGUCACCAGUUAUGGAGGCGCAUUCAGGUAAAGGCUGAGUUCCAUUUUGUACUCAAAGCAGGGAUUCAGCAUCUUUAUAUUGUAAGAAAAAUGUAGUGUGCCCUCCUCGAGCAUACUGCAUUUCCUCUCUCAACGCAGAAUGAUUCUUCUGAGAAUUUCCAUGUAAAUCCAUUUGUUAAUUCACACAUUCAAAUUAAUACACAACUGGUUCUUCUAAAAAAUUAGCCUAUGUCACUCUUUUCUUUGUCCCAAAUGAGCUGAACAGAAUAAUGUAGCUAUUUCAAACUUUCCAUAAGGUUAACAUUAAUGGAACUCUGGUGCCGAGGCUCUGUCGGAAGCAAUAGUUUGUAAUAAAGCAACAUGAUUCAGUAUUGUGAAUGGAGAGGUUAGAGAGAAGUUCAGGUAACUCUUAGCUGGGCCCAGUGUGACAGAGAGAACCUCGCCUAUCCUGUCCAGCUAGUUUGCAGCCAUGAGUCUAUGAGAGACUCAGUGCCAUUGGGAGGCUGGAGAAGUGCCAAGAACAACACAAGUUGGUCCAAUAAAAACUAUUUUCUCACCCA